AUGAACGUUGAGAUACAGGCUCCGAUUGAUCAAAACCUUUGGCGGGGAUUUUUUCACCACUUGACAAUACCGCUCAGAGGCGAACGCAAUGCCCUGCAGCUACAGCGUCCUCUUCGCCCGGCAAAGACACGACACGUCGUGUGGGUCGGCAUUCCAGCUGGCGACGGAAGCAUCCGGGAAAACUCGUUCAUCCACGUCCGUGUUUGCUUUAAAGACCUGGAACUCUUCAACGACCACUGUUCUCCAUUUCAGUCAGUUUCCGAACACGUGGUGAAAGAUCUCGAAGCCAGACUUGGAUCUUCUUUCAUUGAGUACGAUAGUAACGGUGUGGUGUUCAUACACCAGUCAGUCUUGAUGAUGCUCUUUGCUGUCCACAUAUCUUCCGCAACCGUCGAUUUCUGCAACUGGAAGCUGGAUGAACAGAACUUGAUACAUACGGUGCAAAAUUCUAGCUGCGAUGAAGUUCUUGUAUAUGUAUCCGACACGAGCUGCGACACAUCUGGCCUAGUGAGAAGGCUCUACGACACCACUGAUUACUUGGAGGCUGUGAUGGGUAAUAUGCGAGUCUACCCAAGCAAAACGGAACUGUCCUGGUGCCGGAAUAAGGUAGGCGACGUCAGGGUAAUGGACGACAUCGCUGCGAAGCUGCAGACCUGGCGACCAAGGACGUGCUUCGGAAGGGGCCACUGUGCACUCCGUGAUGUAGAGAGCGGUCUUAUGGUCUUGAAGAGAAGCUACAGCUGCGCUGGGGUUCACGUUCAUGUUGUCCCUGUCACACAACGCGGGAAGCUGCUAUGCACGGCUCCGACGCAAGAUCGAGUGGCUAGGCGCACCAAGCCUACCAAACGCGCUCAACGUUCGGGUGUGCGAGAACAAGGUAUAUUCUAUUUCCAUCAGGAAUUUAUUCCGACAUUUAGGAAAAUUGGCGAGUUCAGGGUCAUGGUGUGCGGGGGACAAGUGCUCGCUGCCUUCAGAACAAAAGAAGAUUGGGAUGCGCGUGCCAAGCCGAUGGCUCUGCGGCAACUCCAACUCAGCGACUUCAACUGGCACUCCCAGGACGAUGAAACUGCCAGAAAGCAGAAGCGAGAUGAGCUCUUGGAUUUCGUACUGGAAACCGACACUCAGAUUCGUCAAUUAAAGGGCGAGAGGUUCGAGACUGUACAUGUUGGAGCGCGAUACGAUUGUGGAAUAUCACCGGAUGGUCAUUUCUUCGUCAGCGAGCUGACACGUUUCACAUUUGCGGACACUUUCUCGGGAGUUGGCGCCCCGUACGAUCAGAUAAUUGGACCGCUGGCGCGAAUGAUUGCUCGGGUGCUCUUGGCGUAA
Molecule: messenger RNA, 1326 nt
Organism: Hirsutella rhossiliensis
Lineage: Eukaryota; Fungi; Ascomycota; Sordariomycetes; Hypocreales; Ophiocordycipitaceae
Exons: 1
Coding region: 1-1326 (441 amino acids)
Source: RefSeq, a predicted model, not a curated record